Molecule: messenger RNA, 558 nt
Organism: Cyprinodon tularosa
Lineage: Eukaryota; Metazoa; Chordata; Actinopteri; Cyprinodontiformes; Cyprinodontidae
Gene: cunh1orf53
Product: chromosome unknown C1orf53 homolog
Exons: 4
Coding region: 148-486 (112 amino acids)
Source: RefSeq, a predicted model, not a curated record
AAAAGAGGAAGAUCAGGAAGUAAAAUCCGGAACAGGGAAAACUGAAAGAAGGAGGCAGAAAGUUAAAAACAUGCUGUACAGACAAGCUUUGUUACAUAUCUAUUCACAGCGUCUCUAAAUGACAGAAACCGCGUCUUUUAGUCGAGCAUGUUUAACAGAAAUUUCCAGAGCAAAGCUUUUAUGGGCAGGUCGGUUCUGCUCCUGGUCCGGUUUCAUAAACUAAGGGUCCAGAUGUCCUCAGAGGAGAGGAGUCAGCUGAGGCUGACAGAGGAGGAGAGGAGCAUCCACAGAGCCCACAGGGAGGCGUGUGAGGCAAAGAAGCAGAUGUAUGUGGAUCCUUCCAGUGGGUAUAAGGUGUUCACAGAGUAUGCCCACCUUCAGAGAGGGAAAUGCUGCGGCAGCGCCUGCAGACACUGUCCAUAUGGCCAGGUCAACGUGAAGGACCCAGCAAUGAAGAAACGCUUCAACUCCCUGUUUUAUGUAUAGAGCUGUAGCUAGGCAAAGCUGCCACACACACUCCACCGUCUCCGCCUGAUUGGGCGUCGUGAUGAGAGGAUG